AUGUAUUUUAGGACCAAACAAGGUGUAGUACCCACAACGUCGCCUACAAAACCAACUACGUCACCAACAUCCCCUACGACGUCACCAACUUCACCCACGACGUCACCAACUUCACCUACAACGUCACCAACGUCACCUACUACGUCACCAACUUCACCCACGACGUCACCAACUUCAGCUACAACGUCACCUACGACGUCACCAACUUCACCUACAACGUCACCUACGACGUCACCAACUUCACCUACCACGUCACCAACUUCACCCACGACGUCACCAACUUCCCCUACAACGUCACCAACGUCGCCUACGACAUCCCCAACUUCACCCACUACUUCACCUACUACGUCACCCACUACUUCUCCUACGACUUCACCAACUACGUCCCGAACAUCACUUACUACGUCAAGAACUUCACCUACCACGUCCCCAAUAUCACCAACUUCACCUACUACGUCAACAAUUUCACCUACAACAUCACCAUCAAAGUAUGUAGUGGGAAAAUGUUUACAGAAUUGUGAUGGUAUGAAAGACGGCAAUUACCAGUGCUGUGGAAGUAAGUCAUAUUUUCUCAAAUUCGCUAAUUUUGCGUUAACGGCACAAUAA
This is a messenger RNA of Patella vulgata (common limpet), 606 nucleotides long. RefSeq lists its product as uncharacterized. The record is from RefSeq and is a predicted model, not a curated record. The transcript has a single exon. Bases 1 to 606 code for a protein of 201 amino acids. NCBI's taxonomy places the organism in Eukaryota, Metazoa, Mollusca, Gastropoda, Patellidae.